AUGAGCGCAGCAGAGGAGCAGAGUGGUUCUGCUCAGGACAACAACAUGGCCGCCGCUGCAGGCCGACACUACGGGGACGGAGGCAGAGCGACCAAACGACAGAAAACAGACGAAGGAGGAAUGACAACGGAGGGCUACGAUGACCCCCACAAACCUCUGCCCUCCGCUGUGGUCCACAUCAGGGGGCUCGCAGACGGGGUCAUGGAGGCGGACCUUGUUGAAACCCUCCAGGAGUACGGCGCCAUUAGUUUUGCUGUUAUGAUGCCCAAGAAGCGCCAGGCUUUGGUCGAAUUUGAGGACAUGAAUGGCUCCUGUAACGCAGUCACGUAUGCCGCAGAGAACCAGGUGUAUAUAGCAGGUCAUCCCGCUUUUAUCAACUAUUCCACCAGCCAGAAAAUAUCUCGUCCAGGGGACUCUGAUGAUACUCGCAGUGUGAACAAUGUGUUGCUGCUCACCAUCAUAAACCCCAUUUAUCCAAUCACCACGGAUGUGCUAUACACCAUAUGUAACAACUGCGGCCCUGUCCAAAGGAUUGUCAUCUUCAGGAAGAAUGAUAUCUAUUCUGGAUGUUGCACUCUGAAGAUUGAAUAUGCGAAGCCAACACGCCUCAAUGUCUUCAAGAAUGACCAGGACACUUGGGAUUACACCAACCCCAAUCUGAGUGGCCAAGGUUCAGUGUUUCUAAGACUGCCCCUUACCUGCCCACUGUGUCCCGUACUGCAUUUGUGGUGCUAUGCUGAUGGUGAUGGCAAUUGGAACAAUUCACAAGAUCCCAAUGCUAACCCUAACAAGCGCCAGAGGCAGCCAGCUCUUCUUGGAGACCAUCCACCAGAUUAUGGAGGUCCUCAAGGUGGUUAUCAUGGCUACGGUGAUGACAACUAUGGCCCCCCUCCUCCUCACCGCAUGGGGGCAGGCAUAGGGGGCCGGGGCCGUGGAAGUCCACGCUAUGGUCCCAGUUAUGGACCCCCACCCCCAGAGUACGGACUCCAUGCUGAAUCUCCAGUUCUCAUGGUUUACGGCCUCGAACCAGCUAAAAUCAAUGCGGACAAAGUUUUCAACAUAUUUUGUCUAUAUGGCAAUGUAGAAAGGGUUAAGUUCAUGAAGAGUAAACCUGGAGCAGCAAUGGUUGAGAUGGGUGACUGCUAUGCUGUGGACAGAGCCAUCACUCAUCUGAACAACACAUUUCUUUUUGGACAGAAGCUCAAUGUUUGCGUCUCAAAGCAACAAGCAAUUGUGCCCGGCCAAUGCUAUCAGUUGGAAGACAACACCAGCAGCUUCAAAGAUUUCCAUGGCUCACGCAAUAAUCGCUUUACGUCUCCAGAGCAGGCGGCUAAAAACCGCAUUCAGCAUCCCAGCAAUGUGCUGCACUUUUUUAAUGCAGCACCAGAUAUUACUGAGGAGUUCUUCACCCAGGUCUGUGAGGAGCUUGGAGUGAAAAAUCCCUCGAGCGUGAAAGUUUUUACUGGUAAAAGUGAAAGGAGUUCAUCUGGUUUGCUUGAGUGGGAAUCAAUCAAUGAUGCCAUGGAAGCGCUUGCUUUGCUGAAUCAUUAUUUUAUGAAAAAUUCAAGUGGACCUUACCCCUUUACACUGAAGCUCUGCUUCUCAACCACACAUCACGCCAACUAA
This is a messenger RNA of Knipowitschia caucasica, 1626 nucleotides long. NCBI's taxonomy places the organism in Eukaryota, Metazoa, Chordata, Actinopteri, Gobiiformes, Gobiidae. The record is from the annotation of a GenBank genome assembly.